Paramecium pentaurelia is the source of this 2167-nucleotide messenger RNA. NCBI's taxonomy places the organism in Eukaryota, Ciliophora, Oligohymenophorea, Peniculida, Parameciidae. The record is from the annotation of a GenBank genome assembly.
AUGAUUCACGGUCCCAAUUCCCCAUUCUCAGGAGCAUUUACUAUUGGUAAACGAUAUGAAUGUAUAAUCUAUAUCUAUUCCUUAGCUGCCAUAUACUAAACUAAUCCAUACCCAGGGUAAUGUAUGCUAUUCACAUAGUCCAAAUCACUACUCUAUUAAUCCAAUUGAUAAACCCAUUGGAUUCAGAUUCUCUAAAUCAAAUAGAAAACCCUUAUAUUAACCUAGUAAAGCACCAGAUCCAGGAGCAUAUGAUCUUAAAUAUUAAGUAUUCAAUAAUAUAACUUAAUUAGACAAUUUCCUAAAAUGCCCCUAAUGCUAUUUUUGCAACUGCAAAAGAUCACUAAUAAAGAGGAUUAGAAAUUGGUCCUGGAUCAUAUAAUUGGACAGAUUAAAAAAAGGCUCCAGCAUUUACCUUUCAAAGCAAAUUCGAUUCUAUCGGUAAUCAGAUACUGUAAAACCCUGGUCCAGGAACUUAUGACAUUAAGCAUUAUCAUACUCAUUAACCUUAAAAUAAGGGAUUGACAACAAGCAAGAGAGUUAAUCAUUUAACAUAAAGUACUCCAGGGCCAGGAUAAUAUGAUGUUGAAAUACCUUCAUUUUCAACUAACAUUAAGUAUAUUAUGAUAUCUAACAGAUUCCCUAAAUCAUAAAGAAGUUUUGAAUUAAGUCAAAUUGGACCUGGUCCAGGAGCAUUUGAUUUGAGUUUGCCAAAACAAUAAGGGAUAACAUUUGGAGUUAAAGGAAAUCAACACAUUGAAAAGUCUAAUGUUCCAGGUCCUGGUAGUUACAAAUUAAAAUCAUUUGUUGAAUAUGAUGAAAGAGAUUUAAAAUAAAACAAAAUAAAAGGAGUCAAGUAUAAAUAAUUCAGUUAAAAUUAGAAUUGGUACUUCACAAAGAAGUAGUCAAAAUUUACUAAAGUUUGGUCCAUCUCCAUUAGAUUAUGAUGUUUAAAAAUAUAAACAUCCUACUAGACAUGCUAGGUAAAAAAAGAGGAUUCAUAUACUCUUAGUUUUGGAAGUGCAGUCAGAUAAUCAAUAAUUCCAAAUUAAUAAACCCCUGGUCCUGGAUAAUAUAUGGUUGAUUCAAAACUUAGCAGAAAUGGCCCUGUAAUUUCAAAAGCAUCUAAGGAUUUCAGUUCUUUAGAUAAUACUCCUGUAAAAUCUAAAAUUAAUAAUAAAGGGUCCUGGAAAGUACAAUCCUAACAUAUCAAUUUCAUCUAAUAAGGGACCAAGCUAUCAUAUAGCUGGCAAAUAUGACAAACCAUAAGAAAAAAGUUUAGUUGGACCUGGAAGAUAUAAUAUUUCAAGAAAUAUUAAUGAUGGUCCCAAAUAUACAUUUCCAACCUUAGAAAAAAGUAUGGAUAACAAAUCUUUAGAUGUUAAUUAGUAAUUUGCUUUAAAUUUAUCAUACUAGAUCACAUUGCUAUGAGAUUUAGUAAACUAUUGGGUAUAUACCUCCAUAUAACUUACAUAAUUGAAUAAAAUCAAAACGGAUUAAUUUAUUAUAAAAUUAUGAAAAUUAUUGUCUUAAUAUUCUUGUUAGGUGCCUUUGCUUCAAACAUCAGACAUAAAAAGGAGAGGUUUUUUAUUAUUCUUAUCAUUUAGACAUAUUGAUUCAUAGACUUUAUCACACCAAUAAUAAAACACAAAAGGUAUUGAACAAUAAAUACAUAUAUUUAGAAUUAUUAUAAGUCACUGAUAUAGACAACGAAUCUUAGACAUUAGUUGAGGAAACACUCAAUCAACAAUAAAAUCUAGAAGAACCCAAACCAUUAUAUAAUAAUGAUGGUAGAUCACCUGAUAUGGGAAUGAAUUAAAUAGAUAAUAACGAUGCCCCUGAAGCUCCAAUGAUGGCAGAUAAUGUUUUAGAUUAUUCAGCUCAAGAGGAAGUGAUUAAAGGUGUUUCACUUAUAUAAGUUGGAGAAAUUGAUGCAUUAGCUGAUAUUGAUACUAGUAUGCCAUUAUUAGAUGAGGAUUUCAAAUAUGAUGAAUAAGCCCUUUAAGAAACUCCUUUAAACAUUGAUAUUAUUGAAGAAGUACCACAAUAAUAAGAUUAAGAAAUUAAUUAAAUUGAUGACUAAUUAUAAUAAGAAGUCCAAGUAGAAGAUUAAUAAGAUUAAUUGAUAAAUGAGGUUUAAUUACUCUAAAUUGGAGGAUUCUAUUAUUGA